Messenger RNA from Rotaria sp. Silwood1, 1914 nucleotides. The record is from the annotation of a GenBank genome assembly. Lineage: Eukaryota; Metazoa; Rotifera; Eurotatoria; Philodinida; Philodinidae.
AUGCAUCCAUCUUUAACCGGCUCACAUCGUCGAUCAUCAUUGAAUCAUAAUGAAUCAGAUGCACUAUCAUCAUGUGAACAUACACUUCCUGACGAUCAACAUAUAAAUAAAUAUUCCAAUGCAGAUCAUCACAUCAGUUCAUCACCGAUAAUUAAUAAAAAAAAUGCAUCUGUACAUCUUGGCGAUGUAAUUGAAGAUGAUGAAGAUGGAAAAGAACCAACAUCAUCAAUAACACAUUCAGCUGAUUUUUUUCGUUGGACACAUGGACAUCGACGUGUUAUGUUAACAUUCGGUACCAUAUGUCUAUUUGGCUUUAUGACCGGUGUUGAAUAUGCAGUUAUUUUACCAACUGCAUUUGAUUAUGUUAAAACAAUGACAAAUAUUAAUGUCUAUGUUGGAUUAAUUCUUUCUUCUUAUAGUAUAUCUGGUUCAAUAGCUGGAGUAAUUAUGGGAAAAAUUUCUGAUAUAACUGGCAAAGUUAAAAUUCUUAUACUAAUAUCAAGUAUAUUUGAAAUAGGUGGAAAUAUUCUAUAUUUUGUUACCAAUAAUAUUCAUAUUGUUCUAUUGGGACGAUUCAUAGCUGGAGUUGGUUUAGGCGCUGUACCACCAAUUCUUGCGGAUGUAGCUCAUCGUACAACAGAAAAAGAUCGUACCAAAGCAAUUUCUAUUAUUCUUGGAUGUCGACAACUUGGUCUACUAAUUGGUCCAUGUUUUACACUUCUUGUUCGCAUGAUGAAUUUUCAUAUAGGUUCAGUUCAUGUAAAUCAUUACAAUGGUCCAGGAUUUUUAAUGACAUCUAUAUGGUUAACACUUCAUAUUGUUUGUUGGUUUUGUUUUUAUGAUCGAACUCCAUCAACAACAACAGGACCAUCAACAUCAAAUGAUUCUCCGAAACAUAAAUAUAUACGAUCGGAUCAACCAUUAAAACAAGAAGAAAAAAAAUUAUCAUAUAAAAUUUAUUUGAAUCAAUAUAUGCGUAUUGAAAUGUUUGUUUUAUUUUGUGUUACAUUUAUUGCUUAUUUCAAUCAAACAGCAUUAGAAACAAUUGUAGCUGCAUUCACAGAAAAACAUUUUAAUUGGAAUACAAUUCAUACAUCUAUGUUAUUUGCAUUUGCUGGUUUAGAAAUUAUUUGUGUUUAUUUAUUACUUGUAUUUUUUCUAUCAAAACGUUUUGAAGAUAGAUUUUUACUUGUAUUUGGUUUUAUAUCAUUAACACUUGCCUGUACAAUAGGUGCAUUUUUUACUUGGGCAUCACUUUCAUAUGGUUGGUCCGGUAAAUCAAGUACUGGUGUUAUUGAUAAACGUUUAUUUAUAAUGUUUAUGAUUUUCGUUGUUCUUGAUUUACUUGGUUUACCAUUUUUAGCAGCUACUAGUGUAUCAUUAUUUACCAAAUUAACUGUUAAAGAAUUACAAGGAUUUUCACAAGGUAUUCAACGAUUAAUUAUGGGCAUUGGAACAAUAAUCGGUCCAAUAUUUGCAUCUACUCUUUUAAAUCGUCUUCAUAUUAUGAUGACAACAAUGCUUGGAUUAACAUUAUUUACUCUUAUUGCAUUAUUUAUUGUUCUGAAACGUUUACGUCCAUUAUCACACCAAUCAACAUCAGAUGAAAUAAAAGAUGCAAAUAAUAAUUUAAAUAAUAGUUCAUCAAUGGAAGAUGAUAGUGACGAACCAGCAUUACCAUUAUCCUCAAAAAAUUGUUAUGUUACACUUGUUCAACAUGAUGAUGAACAAAAUGAUUAUAUAGUUAAUAAAAAUUCUAAAUUUAAUUCAUUAACAAAACGUUUAUCAAAUAGUUUAACAACUAAUCUUGAUUCCCAAAUACGUUCAUCAUCAAAUAAUACAUAUCGAUAUGAUACAAGUUCGACGAAUGUACUUUAUGUAUCAGAUGAACAAAAUCGACCAUUAAAAACAUGA